Messenger RNA from Rotaria socialis, 516 nucleotides. Lineage: Eukaryota; Metazoa; Rotifera; Eurotatoria; Philodinida; Philodinidae. The record is from the annotation of a GenBank genome assembly.
AUGGAUAUCGCAGUUGUCAAUUUGGGAACAAACAACAUAGAUAUUUUUCUUAGAAAUGGCAAUCAUUUUUUUACUAGUCAAAAGAAGUUGUUAACUGGCUCUAGUCCCAUCGCUGUUGCAGUUGAUGAUUUCAACAGUGACAACAUUCUUGAUAUUGUUGUUGCUAAUUAUGAUAGUGGUAAUGUUGGUGUAUUUCUUGGGUGCGGCAGUGGUUCUUUUUUAAGUCAAAAGACAUUUCCGAUUGGUUCCCAAUCACGUCCAAAAGCAGUUGCAGUCGAAGACUUUAAUAAUGGCACAUUCGUCGACAUUAUCGUUGCUAAUUAUGGCAUGAACAACAUGGAUAUAUUGUUCGGAUAUGACAAUGGAUCAUUCAUAGAUGUGAAGUUAUUUUCGAUGCGUUAUGAAUCUCUUCCUUUUUUCGUUUCCGUUGGUAAUUUUAAUGGUGACAGAAAACUGGAUUUUGCAGUCGCCAACAAAGGUUCGGGCAGUUCAGAAAUUUUCUUACAGGCUUGUUAA